Gracilinanus agilis (Agile Gracile Mouse Opossum) is the source of this 421-nucleotide messenger RNA. RefSeq names its product bone morphogenetic protein 7-like. The annotation marks the transcript as partial. NCBI's taxonomy places the organism in Eukaryota, Metazoa, Chordata, Mammalia, Didelphimorphia, Didelphidae. The record is from RefSeq and is a predicted model, not a curated record. The transcript has a single exon.
AUGCAUGUGGUGUGGCUCAAGCCGGGACCCCCCAGCUUCCUGGUCCUCUGGACUCCACUCUUUCUACUGCUGCGCUCCAUCCUGGCCGACUUCACCCUGGAUAACGAGGUGCACUCCAGCUUCAUCCACAGGAGGCUCCGCAGCCAGGAGCGCCGGGAGAUGCAACGAGAAAUCCUCUCCAUCCUGGGCUUGCCCCACCGGCCCAGGCCCCACCUCCAUGGCAAACAGAACUCAGCCCCCAUGUUCAUGCUGGAUCUCUACAAUGCCAUGUCAGUGGAAGAGGAGGGCGGCGGAGAGGAGGGCCAAGGUUUCUCUUACCCCUACAAGCCCAUCUUCAGCACCCAGGGUCCUCCGCUGGCCAGUUUGCAGGACAGUAACUUUCUAACUGAUGCGGAUAUGGUCAUGAGCUUCGUCAACCUGG